GUGAGGGCGAGGGGUGGGCCGUGCGAGUGGGCGAUGUCUGGCGGCGGCCGCGCUGGCGGGUCUAAGAGGAAAAGGAAUUGGCGUAUAGAAUACCCUUCGUUUCUAGAAGCAAGGCCACAGCAGUCGAGAAGAGCAAAUUUGAAGACAGUGGAAGCAGCUGCCUCUCUUUCUAAAGCGUGGCUCAGGUGUGGAGAAGGAUUUCAGAACACUUCUGAGACCCUGUCAUUAGCAAGUGAAAAGACAACUAUUACUGAAAAACCCCUGGAAUUAUUUCCAAGCUCAAAGAAAGAAACAGCAGGCGAGAGUCCUGGUGAGCUGGCAGAUAUAACAUGGAGUUCGAGUGGAAGUGACUUCUCAGAUGAAGAUAAGGCACUCCCUCAACUACAGAGAGACGGUGGGCACGGCUGUGAAGCAGACAGGUUUUGUAGCAGGACUGCUUCAUGUCCAGAAGAUGGAGCCGCUGAAGAUGGAUUGCAGCUGAUUGAGUGGGAGAUUAACAGUGACGUGGAAGGUCCUGGGGGGCCCAGUGAGUGUGAAGAUGGUGAGGACUCCGUGGGCAUCUCGGAUUGUGCUUCCUGUGCAAGUGGUCGUUCCUUGACAGAUGAUGACAGGCUCUGUGAGCUCCCUGAGCCAAUUUCUACAGAAAUUUUGGAGUAUUCAUCAGAUAGUGACAAAGAAGAUGACCCAGAGAAUGCCCUGUUUAUUGAUUCAGAAUCCCCUCACAAAUACCGGGUGGAUUUUAAAUCAGAUGCAAGAUGGUCUUUGAACAGACAGACCGACUCAGAGGCACACUCAGCUGAGCCCAUGUUUAGCACGCCCCAGAAAUAUACAUCCAACUUUCCCAAGACUUCAGAAAAUUCAGCAACAAAGAAGAAGCUGUUAAGAGGCGGGCUGGCAGAGAGACUAAAAGAACUGCAGAAUCGUCAGAGAUCUGCCAUUUCUUUGUGGAGACAUCGAUGUGUUUCUUAUCAAAUGACACCUUUAGGCAGAAAGUCUGGUGUCUUAACUGUGAAAAUUCUGGAACUACAUGAGGAAUGCACCAUGCAGGUUGCAGUGUGUGAGCAGUUGGCAGGGUCACCAACCCCCAGCCCUCCCCGGGAAACAGCUCCAGGACUGGGAGCCUGUCUGAAGGUUCUUUUUACCAGAGAAACUGCAGACCACCUAAGGGGGCGUCCCCAGGACAUCAUCUACAUCUUCCCUCCUUGGCAGAAACUUCUUAUCCCAAAUGGAAGUUAUCCUAUUAUUCUAAAUACGUACUUUUGUCAGAAAGCGGUUGCAAAAGAAGCGGUACAUGAAGAAUACUGUCAGGACACCUCUCUUCCAAGGAGAAAUAUAACACUGGCCCAGAUGUUUAGAAUUGAGGAUAUAACAAGUAGUUCAUGCAGAAAUCAGAUUGCAUGUAGUGGCCUGGCCACCACUGGCACAGGCUGGACCCACGGGCAUGAAAAGACAGAACAACAUCUUGCAGUUGGUGCUCCCCUGAGGGAUUCUCUUCUGGACAUUGUGGAAAGCCAAAGAUCUGACCCAUGGUCUGGAGUCGGGGUCCAAGUAGUAGUGCAGAGAGUUUACUCCCUUCGCAGCAGAGAUAGUGCCAGGAGCCAACAAUGGCGCACAGUGGGGCAUGCAGAUUCACCUGGAACGUGGAGCUGCCUGCUAGUGCAGGAUGCCUGCGGGAUGUUCGGGGAAGUGUACCUGGACGGCAGCCUCUGGAAGAGCACAGAGUUAGAAGGGCGGUCCUGCGUCGUGGCGGGCAUGAAGGUCCUGCAGAAGGCCACGAGAGGAAGGGCACCAGGGCUCUUCAGUUUAAUUGACACCAUGUGGCCCCCAGUGAUGCCUCUGGCCGAGCCUUCCUGUGGCCAGCCCAGUGAAGAGAUAAAGACUUGCCUGCCUCCCCCCACCUUCUGUUAUAUCUUCUCUGCGUAUCCGAGCCUGGGACACAUCGAUACAGUUGAAGGGGACCCCAUUUCUGAGCUCUAUCAGCCUCCAGUUGUCCACUGCUUACAAGAAAUCCUCCAGAAUGAUGAGCAUGGCACGCGCUGCAGCUUCUAUGCCAAAGUGGUUUAUCAAAGACCACAGCUAAAGAAUCCCUUGGCACAAAAGGAAAUCUGGCUGCUGGUGACUGACAUCACCCUACAAAUACAGGAUGAAAGGGACCACUCCCUUCCCAAAACCCUGCCAAUCUAUGUAGCCCCCUCAUGUGUGCUGGGCCCAGGAGUUCUAGAAGAACUUGCCAUGGCUGCGCCUCCUAACAUACUCUUCAGGGAUGCUCUUCGAGACAAGGGUCAGAUUGUUUGUGUUGAACGGACAGUCCUCCUACCCCAGAAGUCCCUCUUGUAUGUACCUCCUGGUGCUGGUUCCUGUGACCUGCCUGGCCCAGUGACACUGGAUGAACUGGGCUCCCUCACACCUGUCAACUCCAUUUGCAGUGUGCAAGGUGCCGUGGUUGAUGUAGAUGAGAGCACUGCUUUCUUGUGGCCUGUGUGUGACCAGUGUGGCAAUGGGAGAUUGGAACAGAAGCCAGAAGAUGGGGGCCUCUUCUGUGGGGACUGUUCGCGACUGGUUGUGUCGCCGCUUCAGAAGAGGAGCCUGCACAUCUUUCUGGACUGUCCCACGAGACCCAAGAGUACUGUGAAGGUCAAGCUGUUGGAGAGAAGUAUUUCUUCACUGCUGAUGUCUGCUGCCUCCACGGAUGGGAGUUAUGAAGUGAAGAACGUCCUUGGGAAGGAGAUGGGACCUCUACUCUGCUUUGUCCAGUCUGUCAGCCCACAGCAGUCCGGCUGCGUCACACUGGAGGAGAUUGAGCUUCUGGAUGCGGGAGGAGCCAACCACCCUCCUUCCUGACAUCUGGGAACUUUGCACGGAGUGUGGGGGCUUGAUUUGGGGAGCUAUGUUAACGCUACAGAGUAUUUUUAUGGUUUUUAAAUUUAAUAGGUUUCUUUUUUUUCCUGGUAAAUAGAUUAAUAGGAUGGUUUUGUAAAUUAAAAAUCAAAAAACCUUUAUUAUAUUUUUUAAAUUACCUUACUCUAAGUUUGAGAACAUGUUUCUAAAGCUUGAGUAUCUCUGUGGUCUUUAUUUUGCAUUACUUAGGCAGUAUUACUGAUUGAUUAGGACAUAGCUUUAAAGUAUUUAAGACUUUACCCAUGUGUGUACAUUUUUUCUUUGUGGUUUUUUAAUGUUAAAGCUUCAAGCAGUAUCUCCUAUUGAGAUGUUGCUGUUCUGCUGUAAUAAACAAAUGUCCAACCCAAA
Molecule: messenger RNA, 3246 nt
Organism: Arvicola amphibius (Eurasian water vole)
Lineage: Eukaryota; Metazoa; Chordata; Mammalia; Rodentia; Cricetidae
Gene: Spidr
Product: scaffold protein involved in DNA repair
Exons: 20
Coding region: 34-2841 (935 amino acids)
Biological process (GO): double-strand break repair via homologous recombination; regulation of establishment of protein localization to chromosome
Cellular component (GO): nuclear chromosome; nucleoplasm
Source: RefSeq, a predicted model, not a curated record